Messenger RNA from Equus quagga, 1393 nucleotides. RefSeq names its product complexin 1 (gene CPLX1). Gene Ontology annotation, molecular function: syntaxin binding. The transcript is spliced from 4 exons. Gene Ontology annotation, cellular component: SNARE complex; terminal bouton. NCBI's taxonomy places the organism in Eukaryota, Metazoa, Chordata, Mammalia, Perissodactyla, Equidae. Gene Ontology annotation, biological process: synaptic vesicle exocytosis; regulation of neurotransmitter secretion; neurotransmitter transport. Bases 135 to 539 code for a protein of 134 amino acids. The record is from RefSeq and is a predicted model, not a curated record.
CCGGCCCGAGCGCGCUCCGCCGCUGACCGCCCGCGCCCGCCCGCGCCCCGGCCGGGAAGGCAGAAGACUGCUGGCCACACUCGCAUGUGAGUUCCGACCCUCGGAAGAACUGCUGAGGAAACACAGCCAUCGUCAUGGAGUUUGUGAUGAAGCAGGCCCUGGGAGGGGCCACCAAAGACAUGGGGAAGAUGCUCGGGGGUGACGAGGAGAAGGACCCUGAUGCUGCCAAGAAGGAAGAGGAGCGCCAGGAGGCGCUGCGGCAGGAGGAGGAGGAGCGCAAGGCCAAGUAUGCCAAGAUGGAGGCGGAGCGCGAGGCCAUGCGGCAGGGCAUCCGAGACAAGUACGGCAUCAAGAAGAAGGAGGAGCGCGAGGCGGAAGCCCAGGCUGCCAUGGAAGCCAACUCGGAAGGCAGCCUGACGCGGCCCAAGAAGGCCAUCCCGCCGGGCUGCGGGGACGAGCCAGAGGAGGAGGACGAGAGCAUCCUGGACACGGUCAUCAAGUACCUGCCCGGGCCGCUGCAGGACAUGUUCAAGAAGUAACGCCCCCGGCGGUGGACGGCGGCCCGCCGAGCCGGAGCCCCCACCCCCGACCGUCCCCUUCGCCCACCCCCGCACAUGCCCUCCGCGGAGGCCCCCGAAGGGAUGUCGGGAGCAGAGUGCAGCCCCCCCAACGCCAAUAUAAGCCAUAGUCCUAGGUGUGUCCGCCCCACGCCCCUCACGCCUCGGGAGCCUCCGCUCACCUCUCCUCCCCACCCCCUGCACUGCCAUCGCCAUCGCCACCGGGGAAGGGGCGUCCGACCUCCCCACCAACAGGGCCCCUGCGGUCUGUGCUGGAGGCCCCGGGGACUGGUCCACGUGCUCCUCUGGCCGCGGGUGAGUUGGGCCCUCCCCCCGAGCCAUCCUGGGACGCCCCUUGCUCCCACCCUUCGCCGCUCACCCAGCAGCGCCGGAGGCCGGGGCCACGGAAAGGGCCAGCCCCUCGACCACCCUCGGUGCGCCGUCCCUGCGUUGGUGGGCGUUUGUCCGGGCCCAAACUCAGGAGCACAGCCAUACUGGGGGGAGGCGCUCGUGCAGGCAGUCAUGGGGGCUGAGAGGGGCAAGCAGCUGGUGCCUGGGUCCCCCUGGGGCAGGGGCGGGAAGCCCUCCGGCUUGGGAUCAGCCUGGCCCCCCACCACCUCCUCCCCCACCGACACCUGAGUUGCUAGAUCUCUGCAUUUUCCUGUCCGCGGGUUGCCCACCUCUCUCCAUCUGCUCCUCUCAUAUUCUUCGUCCGUCUGACUGUCUUUUCCUCUCCCUUCUUGGCCCACUCCCCUGGAGGGCUUUGCUUCUUGGGAAUGCCCCGGCCCCGAUCUCUUCCAACCCAAGAGAAAUAAAGCAAUAGGCUUAGGAGGAAA